AUGAAGCUGGCAUACCUUUUCCUUGGCCCCAUGGCCCUCUUCCUCCUCGCUGGCUGCAGCUGUGUCCUCAGCACCUCCAGUGGGAACCUGCUCACCUUUGUGGGCUGUGCCGUGAGGGAGUUCACUUUCCUGGCCAAAAAGCCAGGCUGCAGGGGCCUUCGGAUCACUACAGAUGCCUGCUGGGGCCGCUGUGAAACCUGGGAGAAGCCCAUUCUGGAACCCCCCUACAUUGAAGCCCAUCAUCGAGUCUGUACCUACAACGAGACCAGACAAGUGACAGUCAAGCUGCCCAAUUGCGCCCCUGGAGUGGACCCCUUCUACACCUACCCCGUGGCUGUCCGCUGUGACUGUGGGGCCUGCUCCACGGCCACCACGGAGUGCGAGACCAUCUGAAGCUGAUGUGGCCGGCAGAACACAGCUGGUGGCCUUGAGCUUCCCAGACCCACCUGCAUGGGCAGCACGAGCAGCCUUCCCCCUGCAUUCGAGCACUGUCUAGUUUUGUCUACCCCUGUGGAGGAGGGUACCUGUCCCCCUUAGGUCCAACUCAGGCACAAGGCCCAGAGGCAGCCUAUUGAUGCUAAAAAUGCAAAACAGUAUCUGUGUUUUCAACAAAAUAAUUUCUCUGGCUCACACACUUGCAAAUUAUUUUGUCUUUACCUUGAAUUUCAGAACGUAAUCUGCAUAUAUCCCAAUCUUCCUCCAAUUUAGAUUUAUAAUAUGCCAAUGGUUUAAGUACAGUGGGAGUAAUUAGGAAAUGGGUCUAGAAAGUCUUUACGUUCUCAUGUCUUAUUUAACAAUUGGUCUCUGACGAGAUUUAUGAUUUAAGGGCCGGAAAUUAAUAAAACCAAUGCUUUGUCCUCACACCCCCAAAGAAAAUCCAGCUGCAAGCUUCCUUCAAGAAAAUACUCCCUUCUUGUUUUAAUUGAGUGCUUACCUAUAUGAGAAACAGAGAUUGCUCAGAUUAAAAAAGGAGACAACAGUAGCUGAAAUUGAGAAACCUCCAGUUCUGGGUGAUUCUUGGCCAUGCAUAAUUCUCAAAGACCUCCUGAAUAAGGAGGCCCUUUUGUGAUUAAAAACAAACAAACAAACAAACAAACAAACAAAAAAACAGCCUCAGAAAAAAAUAUGUAACUAAAGCCAUCAUUUAGGUCUAAGGACGUUGCAGCUAAACUCUGAUUUUAGACUCAUGUGAUGCUCUCCCAAAGCUAGGCCCAAAAUGAUUAAUCACAAAUACUCUUUCUCAUUUAGCAUAUUUUAAAUUUGUGACUUUUUUAAACUCAGAAAUUUUGCAUGUUUGUUGGGUAAAGCUGCGCUGCUGGCUCGGGGGAAGUCUGUGAUGGUCGUCGAGCUCUUGCGCUCUCUAAAAUCUUACAGCAGCUGAUUUUCUGUGAUUUUUUUUUUUUUUAACUCUGGUAUUAUGCAAGUGUCUUUAAUUCUGGCAUUUUGGGGUUGAAAUGAGCCUUGUUCCUUAAUCAUGAUAUGCCAAG
Lutra lutra (Eurasian river otter) is the source of this 1487-nucleotide messenger RNA. It is a transcript of the gene GPHB5, whose product is annotated as glycoprotein hormone subunit beta 5. NCBI's taxonomy places the organism in Eukaryota, Metazoa, Chordata, Mammalia, Carnivora, Mustelidae. Gene Ontology annotation, biological process: G protein-coupled receptor signaling pathway; regulation of thyroid hormone receptor signaling pathway. Gene Ontology annotation, cellular component: extracellular region; cytoplasm. The coding region runs from base 1 to 393 and encodes 130 amino acids. The record is from RefSeq and is a predicted model, not a curated record. Gene Ontology annotation, molecular function: hormone activity. The transcript is spliced from 2 exons.